AUGUCGAACGACCUCCAAAUUCCCAAAGAAGCUCAAGAAUUUAUCAAAUUCGUUAAUAAUUCACCUUCACCUUUUCAUGCAACUUACGAAGCUGCCAAACUCUUGCUUGAAGCAGGAUUUAAGGAAAUCAAGGAACGUGAUAGCUGGAAGCUUGAACGUCGUGGUAAGUAUUUCUUCACACGAAAUGGUUCUGCUAUUGUUGCCUUUGUUGUCGGUGGCCAGUACAAUCCCGGCAAUGGAUUCUCCAUUGUAGGUGCGCAUACGGACUCGCCUUGUUUGAAGUUGAAACCUAUAUCCAAGAAAGAAAAGUCCGGUUAUCUUGAAGUAGGUGUUCAACUUUAUGGUGGUGGUAUCUGGCACUCUUGGUUUGAUAGAGAUUUGAGUGUGGCUGGCCGUGUCCUUGUGGAGCAAAAAGAUGGUACCUUUAAGCACACAUUGGUUAAAAUCGAUAGACCUAUUUUACGUAUCCCUACUCUUGCUAUCCAUUUGGAUCGUACUGCUAAUGAUGGAUUUACAUUCAACAAAGAAGUUCAAUUAGCGCCCAUUCUUGCUACAGCCACGAAAGCUCAAUUGACAGGCAAUACUGCUGAUGAUACCGUCGAGGCUGACGCCAGCCAUCACCCUUUAUUGAUCCGUAUUCUUUCCCAAGAAAUGAAUGUUGAACCUUCUCAAAUCCGCGAUUUUGAACUUGCUGUCUAUGACACACAGAAAUCAACUAUUGGAGGUGCAUGCAACGAAUUCAUCUUUUCUCCCCGCCUUGACAACUUGGAAAUGUCAUUCUGUGCGAUCAAGGCCUUGAUUGCUGCACAGGGUAUUGACAAUGACACGAAUAUUCGCAUUGCUGCCCUAUUUGACAAUGAAGAAAUUGGAUCUCAAACUGCACAUGGAGCUGACUCUAAUCUGUUACCUGUCACCUUACAAAGACUCGCCAAUACAGAAGUGAUUCAUGCGACCAAGGAGAUAUCUAGCACCGCAUUUGAAGAAGCGAUCCACAAGAGUAUCCUUGUCAGUGCUGAUAUGGCUCAUGCCAUUCAUCCCAACUAUUCGGAAAAACAUGAAGAAAACCAUCGUCCUGAAAUGCACAAGGGCACUGUUAUCAAAGUCAAUGCUAAUCAACGCUAUGCCACUACUGCAGUUACUAGCUUGGUACUGAAGGAGUUGGCCAAGAAGCAUAAUAUUCCUAUUCAAGAAUUCGUCGUACGCAAUGACUCACCUUGUGGAUCUACUAUUGGCCCUAUGCUCAGUGCUAAACUUGGCCUUCGUACGGUUGAUGUUGGUAAUCCUCAACUAAGUAUGCAUUCUAUUCGUGAAACAGGUGGUACUGAUGACGUGAAACAUGGCAUUGAUCUUUUACGGGUAUUUUACCAAGAAUUUUUUGUAUUGGAACAAAAGCUUAUUGUGGAUUAA
Molecule: messenger RNA, 1407 nt
Organism: Rhizopus microsporus ATCC 52813
Lineage: Eukaryota; Fungi; Mucoromycota; Mucoromycetes; Mucorales; Rhizopodaceae
Product: aspartyl aminopeptidase
Exons: 11
Coding region: 1-1407 (468 amino acids)
Biological process (GO): proteolysis
Cellular component (GO): fungal-type vacuole
Molecular function (GO): aminopeptidase activity; zinc ion binding
Source: RefSeq, a predicted model, not a curated record